Mesorhabditis belari is the source of this 1011-nucleotide messenger RNA. The record is from the annotation of a GenBank genome assembly. Lineage: Eukaryota; Metazoa; Nematoda; Chromadorea; Rhabditida; Rhabditidae.
AUGGGUAGAGUUUUGAAGUUGAUCAGCGCCUCGAUUUUCUUGAUAUUGACAUGGGCUGGAUGUCCGAGCGAUUGGCAAGAAGUCAGCGGAUCGAUCUGUUACUAUCCGGGAACCGUUCAAAUAACUUUCCCGCAAGUGAAACUCGCAUGUCAUUCGGUGGGCGGAUCUCCAGCGAUGAUCACUGACGCUCUCCUCAACACCGUCAUUCAACAAUAUGCACAGUUUACUCUUGGUGUCGAUCAAGCGUGGAUUGGCGUCGAGCAGGUUGACGGUGGAUAUUGGGCUUAUGCGGACGAUGCACACACGAAUUUGACCUAUAUGAAAUGGGCGAACAAUGAGCCCAACAAUCAGAACUAUUGUGCGGCGAUGAACUCGUCAACGGGUGGCUAUUGGAUGACAAGAGAUUGCUCGACGCAACUCAACUAUUUCUGCACAAGACCCACUACACCAGAUGUAUCAACAACGGAAAGCCCAUUGACCAUUCCACAAGGAAAUUGUGAUCAAAAUUGGAAACAAUUCAGCGGAUAUUGCUACUAUUUGCAUAAUUUCACUACUUUGCAAGAUGGUCAACACUGGGAUUUGUUCAAUUUCACCGACGCUGAGGCGAUUUGCGAGACGAUGAACUCGACGCUCGCCUCGAUUCACAAUGAUGCCGAGAAUCAAUUCCUUUACGAUUUGGUCAUUUCAAACGCAGCUGGUGAAGACGAUAAAGCUUAUGGACAUCCGUGUGAUUGGGCGCCGGCUUGGAUUGGAAUGAUGCACACUCCGGAUCCAAACGGGACUCAUUGGGUUGACGGGACGCCAGUCGACUUUUGCGAUUAUCCCGAUGGAUGUAUCAUUGCUGAGAUGUACAAUUGUGGCUUCUUGAUUCACAACGACGUCUCGUGUUUCCCGACUGAUCCAAAGCGUUGGUCAUGGUGGGUGAUCCGGGCGCAUUACUCGCGUUUCGUCUGCAAAAAGCUCGCAAUGCCGACGAAUGCCGACGGAUUUUUCCAUGGAAUCGGCUACGAG